AUGUUUCGCAGCCAAAGGAUUGCACGGUUAUUGUUGGAGAAGGAAGAAGUGAACGAUCGAUUGCUUGCAAGCGAUCGUUCCCAGUGGUAUUCUAUUGACAAGACAACCUUAACUUCGUAUAUGCUAAAAAAGUUUCAUCAAUUCUCUAUGGAUAAAGAUGUGGAAACGUUUCUAAACAGUUCUCUUGAAACCAGUAAUUCACUGUGUUUACAGGUCUAUUAUACAUUUCUUACUUCGUUGUUAUCAGUGGUACUGACGAAAACAAGUAUUAAUGGUGUCUUGGGUCGAGGUGGUAUGCAUCUUUUUUCUUUCAGUCAGUUGCAAGAAAUUUUGGACGUUUCGGCUGAAUGGAUAUCUUGCGAUAAAAGGCUUCUGGAUUUGGGUGCUGGAGAUGGUCAGAUAACUGCUAUAAUGGCACAAUUGUAUAGGAUUGUUUCAGUUACAGAAGCUUCCAAGAUAAUGGAAUGGCGCUUGAAACAACGCGGAUUCAGAGUCGUUCGAAUGGAUAUCUGUCAGCAGUCGGGAACUUAUCAUUUGGUUUCAGCACUUAAUUUGCUAGAUCGUCAUUACAACCCAUCUUUGUUAUUAACUCAAUUACAUACGAUCACUCUACGUUCAGAAUCUUUGCUGCUGUUGGCUGUUGUUUUACCAUUACACCAGUAUGUAGAAUUUCAUCCAACAAGUCGUACAAAUCGGCCAGAUGUAAAAAUUUCGAUCAAAGGUAGGACGUUCGAAGAGCAGGCGAAUUCAUUAGUAGCAGAUGUUUUGGAACCAGCAGGAUUUGAGUUGCUCAAAUGGAGCAAACUACCUUAUUUAAGCGAAGGAGAUUUUAAAAGAGUAUGA
This is a messenger RNA of Acanthocheilonema viteae, 843 nucleotides long. The record is from the annotation of a GenBank genome assembly. NCBI's taxonomy places the organism in Eukaryota, Metazoa, Nematoda, Chromadorea, Rhabditida, Onchocercidae.